Messenger RNA from Austrofundulus limnaeus, 570 nucleotides. RefSeq names its product epidermal growth factor receptor substrate 15. Gene Ontology annotation, cellular component: plasma membrane; cytoplasm; clathrin coat of coated pit. NCBI's taxonomy places the organism in Eukaryota, Metazoa, Chordata, Actinopteri, Cyprinodontiformes, Rivulidae. The record is from RefSeq and is a predicted model, not a curated record. Gene Ontology annotation, biological process: endocytosis; endosomal transport. Gene Ontology annotation, molecular function: cadherin binding; calcium ion binding.
CUGGGUUCAGGCUCUUCAGCGGCCUCUGUCGGUGUCUGGCAGCAGUGCAGCGUGAAAGCGGUGGGAAACAGAUACACUAUGGCUGCCACUCCGUCUCUUACUCAGCUUUCCAGUGGAAAUCCCAUCUAUGACAAAUAUUAUCGACAGGUGGAUCCCACUGGCAGCGGGCGGGUGGUGGCGGCCGAUGCAGCUCUGUUCUUGAAGAGGUCAGGGUUGGCUGAUAUGGUCCUGGGCAAGAUCUGGGAUCUGUCCGACUCUGAAAGAAAAGGAUCUCUUAAUAAACAGCAAUUCUUCGUAGCGUUGCGUUUGGUGGCUUGUGCUCAGAAUGGCCUGGAGGUGGCGCUCAAGAGUCUUAACGUGGCCGUUCCUCCCCCGAAAUUUCACGACACAAGUAGCCCCCUGUUAGCAGGAGGAGUGACCACUGACCUUCCCUGGGUUGUUAAGCCUGAGGAGAAACUGAAGUUUGACGCCAUCUUUGACAGUCUGGGUCCAGUUGGAGGGAUGCUGUCAGGAGAUAAGGUCAAGCCUGUCCUGCUUAACUCCAAACUGCCAGUGGACAUCCUGGGCAGG